AUGCCGGUCCGUAGGGGCCACGUCGCACCCCAAAACACUUACCUGGACACCAUCAUCCGCAAGUUCGAGGGCCAGAGUCGUAAGUUUCUGAUAGCCAAUGCUCAGAUGGAGAACUGCGCCAUCAUUUACUGCAAUGACGGCUUCUGCGAACUCUUUGGCUAUUCCCGAGUGGAAGUGAUGCAGCAACCGUGCACCUGCGACUUCCUUACAGGCCCCAACACCCCAAGUAGUGCUGUGUCCCGCCUGGCGCAGGCCCUGCUGGGGGCUGAGGAGUGCAAGGUGGACAUCCUCUACUACCGAAAGGAUGCCUCCAGCUUCAGAUGCUUGGUGGAUGUGGUACCCGUAAAGAAUGAGGAUGGGGCUGUCAUCAUGUUCAUCCUCAACUUUGAGGACUUGGCCCAGCUCUUGGCCAAGAACAGUAGCCGAAGCCUGACCCAGCGCCUGCUGUCCCGCAGCUUUCUGGGCUCUGAGGGCUCUCACGGCAGGCCAGGUGGACAGGGGCCUGGCCCAGGCAGGGGCAAGUACAGGACUGUCAGCCAGAUCCCACAGUUCACGCUCAACUUCGUGGAGUUCAACCUGGAGAAGCACCGCUCCGGCUCCACCACAGAGAUCGAGAUCAUUGCUCCACGCAAGGUGGUAGAGCGAACACAGAACGUCACUGAGAAGGUCACUCAGGUCCUGUCCCUGGGUGCAGAUGUGCUGCCAGAGUACAAGCUGCAGGCACCACGUAUCCACCGUGGGACCAUCCUGCACUACAGCCCCUUCAAGGCUGUGUGGGACUGGCUCAUCCUUCUGCUAGUCAUCUACACAGCUGUCUUCACGCCCUACUCAGCAGCCUUCCUGCUCAGUGACCAGGAUGAGUCACAACGGGGGGCCUGCGGCUACACCUGCAGUCCCCUCACCAUGGUGGACCUGAUUGUGGAUAUCAUGUUUGUCGUGGACAUUGUCAUCAAUUUCCGUACUACCUAUGUCAACUCCAAUGAUGAGGUAGUCAGUCACCCCCGCCGCAUUGCUGUCCACUACUUCAAGGGCUGGUUCCUUAUCGACAUGGUGGCUGCCAUCCCUUUUGACCUGCUCAUCUUCCGCACUGGAUCUGAUGAGACCACAACCCUGAUUGGGCUACUGAAGACAGCAAGGCUGCUGCGGCUAGUGCGUGUGGCACGGAAGCUGGACCGCUACUCCGAAUACGGGGCAGCUGUGCUCUUCCUGCUCAUGUGCACCUUUGCACUCAUUGCGCACUGGCUGGCCUGCAUUUGGUAUGCCAUUGGCAAUGGGGAGCGGCCCUACCUGGAGCCCAAGAUCGGCUGGCUGGACAGCCUGAGCACUCAGCUUGGCAAGCACUACAAUGGCAGUGACCCAGCAUCAGGCCCCUCAGUGCAGGACAAGUACGUCACAGCCCUCUACUUCACCUUCAGCAGCCUCACCAGCGUGGGCUUUGGCAAUGUUUCACCCAACACAAACUCAGAGAAGGUCUUCUCCAUCUGCGUCAUGCUCAUUGGCUCGCUCAUGUACGCCAGCAUCUUCGGCAACGUGUCCGCCAUCAUCCAGCGCCUGUACUCGGGCACCGCGCGCUACCACACGCAGAUGCUGCGCGUCAAGGAGUUCAUCCGCUUCCACCAGAUUCCCAACCCGCUGCGGCAGCGUCUCGAGGAGUACUUCCAGCACGCCUGGUCCUACACCAAUGGCAUCGACAUGAACGCGGUGCUGAAAGGCUUCCCCGAGUGCCUGCAGGCAGACAUCUGCCUGCACCUGCACCGCUCGCUGCUGCAGCACUGCCCAGCCUUUCGCGGUGCCAGCAAGGGCUGCCUGCGCGCGCUCGCCGUGAAGUUCAAGACCACGCACGCACCGCCCGGCGAUACGCUAGUGCACCUUGGCGAUGUGCUCUCCAUGCUCUAUUUCAUCUCCCGCGGCUCUAUAGAGAUCCUACGCGACGACGUGGUCGUGGCUAUCCUAGGAAAGAACGACAUCUUUGGGGAGCCUGUUAGCCUUCCUGCUCGGCCGGGCAAGUCCAGUGCAGACGUACGGGCCCUGACCUACUGUGACCUGCACAAGAUCCAGUGGGCAGACCUGCUGGAAGUGUUGGACAUGUACCCUGCCUUUGCAGACAGCUUCUGGAGUAAGCUGGAGGUCACCUUCAACCUGCGGGACGCAGAUGGAGGUCUCCAGUCAUCACCCCAGCAGAACCCCAGCAGACAAGACCACCAAGGCUUCUUCCUCAAUGACAACCAGUCAGGUGAGCACAGCCAGCCCCUGCCCCAUCUUCUGCCCCUUCUUGCUCCUUUCCAGGGCUACAGCCUCUCGGGUCCUGGAAGUCCAACCUCCAUAGUAGCAAGACCUCAUGCUCCAGGAUACCCAGGUGCACCACCAUCCCUGGGUAUCUCAGAUGCAUCUGGCCUCUGGCCUGAGUUGCUGCAGCAAAUGCCUCCAAGGCACAGGCCACCAAACCUGCAGCAGGGGCCAGACUGCUGGUCUCAGGAGCUAGGCUCCAGGCUAGAGCAGCUCCAGGCCCAGAUGGACAGAUUGGAGUCCUGCAUGUCGUCAGAUCUCAGACACAUCCUGCAGCUGCUUCAGCAGUCCAUGCCACAGAGCCACACCAGCUACAUCCUGGAAGGCCCUGCCUCAAAUGACCUGGCCUUGUUUCCUUCGGCCUCAGCAACUCAGAGUCCAAGGCCCACACUAACCCUGGGCCAUCUGCCCCCUGCACAGAACCUACCUUAUGGUGACCUGAACAGAUGUGCACCGAAACACAGGAGUUCCUCUUCCAGGAUGCCUCACCUGGCUGUGGCAGUAGACAAAACCUUGAUGACGUCCCUGGAACAGGAGCAGCCUGAAGGGCUCCUGUCACCCCUGGCCUCACCUCUGUGUCCCCUAGAGGUACAGGGACUUGUCUGUGGUCCUCGCUUCCCCUCCCUCCCUGAACACCUUGGAUCUGUUCCCAAGCAGCUGGAGUUCCAGAGAUAUAGCUCAGAUCCUGGAUUCACAAGGAGUUAAGGCCACUGAACCCCAAGAUAAAAGCCACCACAAGGAGAUUAAAGGUGGCUGAGAACAGAGUUAAGGAUGUUGGGGGGAAGCAGACAGGCCCCAAGACAGGACUCUGAAAACCAUUCUCCUAGAGUAAGUACAAACUGCUGACCCAGAUGAGCCCAGGUAACACAGAGGCUCAGGACUUUGACCAGCCCUCCUUGGGAGCUCUGCAUAGACAGCACGUCCUGCCAAGGGUUGGGGAGCUCAGGUGCAGAGGUAGGUUACAGGAUAGAGAGAUCAGUGAGGGAAGGAGAAGUUUCUGAUCUUCCUUGUGAGUCUUGCUCUGGGCUGUGUGUGUGAUCACUCCUGGCUCAAAACCAGUCACCACCUCAAGGUCCAGUACCAAGGGACAGGCUUGGACAGACCAUCUGCCAAGAGCCUCUGACUGGGCUAGAGGUAAAGGUGUCCUCUGUGGUAGACAUGGGGGACCAGAACUUCAGUCCUUAGCCCCUUCAUCCCUGAUAGUCCCAUGACAAUAUGUGGGUCCCUUGAAGGCAGUAGAAUGUCAUGCAGCUAAUAAAAUCAACAUAUUUCA
Messenger RNA from Heterocephalus glaber (naked mole-rat), 3559 nucleotides. The record is from RefSeq and is a predicted model, not a curated record. NCBI's taxonomy places the organism in Eukaryota, Metazoa, Chordata, Mammalia, Rodentia, Bathyergidae.